Molecule: messenger RNA, 1374 nt
Organism: Saccharomyces paradoxus
Lineage: Eukaryota; Fungi; Ascomycota; Saccharomycetes; Saccharomycetales; Saccharomycetaceae
Gene: COR1
Product: ubiquinol--cytochrome-c reductase subunit COR1
Exons: 1
Coding region: 1-1374 (457 amino acids)
Biological process (GO): aerobic respiration
Cellular component (GO): mitochondrion
Molecular function (GO): metal ion binding; metalloendopeptidase activity
Source: RefSeq, a predicted model, not a curated record
AUGCUAAGAUCAGUAACUUUAAAGACUGUUUCUAACCAAUUCAAGAGGACUUUGGCCACAGCCGCAGCAGCCCCCAAGGCUGAAGUAACUCAAUUAUCUAACGGUAUAGUUGUAGCCACUGAGCAUAACCCUUCAGCUCACACUGCCUCUGUCGGUGUUGUCUUCGGUUCCGGUGCUGCCAACGAAAACCCCUACAAUAAUGGGGUUUCCAAUUUAUGGAAGAACAUUUUUCUGUCCAAAGAGAACUCUGCUGCGGCCGCCAAGGAAGGUUUGGCUUUAUCUUCCAAUGUCUCCAGAGACUUCCAAUCUUACAUCGUAUCUUCCCUGCCAGAUUCUACCGCUAAAUCAUUAGACUUUUUGAAUCAGUCUUUUGUUCAACAAAAGGCCAAUUUAUUAUCUUCCUCUAAUUUUGAGGCUACUAAGAAAUCUGUCUUAAAGCAAGUUCAAGAUUUCGAAGAAAACGACCAUCCCAACAGAGUAUUAGAACAUUUGCACUCCACCGCGUUCCAAAACACUCCAUUAUCUUUGCCUACUAGAGGUACUUCGGAAUCCUUAGAAAAUUUAGUUGUUGCUGAUCUGGAAUCGUUCGCUAACAACCAUUUCUUGAAUUCAAAUGCUGUAGUUGUCGGUACUGGUAAUAUCAAACACGAGGAUUUAGUAAAUUCCAUCGAAUCCAAAAAUCUAAGUUUAAAAACUGGUACCAAGCCAAUACUUAAGAAAAAGGCCGCCUUCUUGGGUUCUGAAGUUAGGUUAAGAGACGACACCUUACCAAAGGCAUGGAUUUCCUUGGCUGUGGAAGGUGAACCUGUCAACUCACCAAACUAUUUCGUUGCUAAGUUAGCCGCCCAAAUUUUCGGCUCCUACAACGCUUUUGAACCCGCUUCCAGAUUACAGGGUGUAAAAUUGUUAGAUAACAUACAAGAGUACCAAUUAUGCGACUCUUUCGAUCAUUUUUCUCUCUCUUACAAGGACUCUGGUUUGUGGGGGUUCUCUACGGCCACCAGAAACAUUACCAUGAUUGACGAUCUCAUUCACUUCACUUUGAAACAAUGGAACAGAUUGACCAUUUCUGUCACUGAUACCGAAGUUGAACGUGCCAAAUCACUAUUGAAAUUGCAAUUAGGACAGUUAUACGAAUCUGGUAACCCCGUCAAUGAUGCUAACUUGCUAGGGGCAGAAGUUCUAACCAAGGGCUCCAAAUUGCCUCUGGGUGAAGCUUUCAAGAAAAUCGAUGCCGUUACCGUUAAAGAUGUCAAGGCUUGGGCUAGUAAGAGAUUAUGGGACCAAGAUAUUGCUAUUGCUGGUACAGGCCAAAUUGAAGGGUUAUUAGACUACAUGAGAAUCAGAAGUGACAUGUCCAUGAUGAGAUGGUAA